GGGUUGUAGGGAGAAGAAAUUUGGCGUGACAGAUCCAGCUCGGUCCACACUCCAUAUCAGAAGAUAGCGGUAAUGCACACCUUAAGGUUGCUUGCCAACUGCCAUUAAACCAGAAAGGAAGAAGAAGGCCAAUUUGAGGGAAGUGACGUACGCUUCGCGCAUGCGUGGACCGAUCGUGUCUUCCGCUACCAAUCGAGUAGGGACAAAAUCAAGUGUGUCCAAAAGUAUCAGGCAAGAAGCGGAAUAUAUAUUUAUAUGUCUUAGAGUGAGGCGCUCGUCAAAAUUAAUUUUCGGAAAAUGAGGCUGCGAGUCCAGCUACAGUGCAAAAAUUUGCACGAAUACCUCCGAGAGCUGAGUCCAGAGAUUUUGGACCGACUAUAUAAUCACCCUGCAACAUGUCUGGCCGUCUACAGGGAGCUGCCCUCACUGGCCAAAAAUUAUGUGAUGCGAAUGCUGUUCCUGGAGCAGCCUCUCCCGCAGGCAGCUGUGGCAUUGUGGGUGAAAAAAGAGAGCCAAAAGUGUGUAUGUGAUAAUAAUGCAAGAUCAUCCCCAAAAUCGAGGUCUUUCAACAUGGCGAAAAUUGACCAUCUGAUACCUCUCGGGGAUCAUGAUGAAUGUGUCUCAGUGCUUGCAGGAUUGCGCCUCUGGCACAGUCAGCAGCUGCAAGGCGGUCUGCAGGGUUAUAUCCUAAAUCGAGUGUUCAAAGACAACCUGAGGAUAGCGCUGCUCGGGGGGGGCAAAGCGUGGGCAGACGAGGGCACCUGCCUAGGUCCUGACCGGCACGCUCGGGACAUAGAGAGUCUAGACCGCUACGCCAUGGAACGCUGGGAGGUCAUCCUGCAGUUUAUGGUGGGUUCUACCACUGCUGCUGUCAGUCAGGAUCUCGCUCAGCUGCUAACUCAAGCAGGCCUCAUGAAAAGUGAGGCGGGGGAGUCCCCUUUCAUCACCUCUGCGGGGUUCCAGUUCCUCCUCCUGGACACGCCCUCUCAGUUGUGGUAUUUUACCCUACAAUACCUCAAAACUGCUCAGUUCAGAAAGAUGGACCUGGUGGAGAUAUUGUCAUUUUUGUUUCAACUCAGCUUCUCUACAUUGGGCAGAGAUUACUCAGUGGAGGGUAUGAGUGAGUCAUUACUCACAUUUCUGCAGCACCUUCGGGAAUUUGGACUGGUCUUCCAAAGAAAGAGAAAGUCAAGGCGCUACUAUCCCACCAGGCUGGCCAUCAGUCUGGCUGCAGGAGUUACCAGCAGCUCUUCUUCUCUCUCUUCUAACUGUGGCUCUAUUCCUGGUACUGGAGAUGCUGGAUUUAUUGUUGUUGAAACUAAUUAUCGCAUCUACGCCUACACAAGCUCAGAACUUCAGAUUGCUCUCGUUGCGCUCUUCAGUGAAAUGUUGUAUCGUCUCCCCAAUGUAGUUGUGGCUCAUGUCACAAGAGAGUCAGUGCAACAGGCCAUCGCAAAUGGAAUCACUGCACAACAGAUCAUCCACUUUCUGAGAACCAGAGCGCAUCCUGUUAUGCUGAAGCAGACACCAGUGCUUCCUCCAACCAUAACAGAUCAGAUCAGACUUUGGGAGCUGGAGAGAGAUAGAUUACAAUUCACAGAGGGUGUGCUUUACAACCAGUUCCUCUCCCAGGCAGACUUUGAGGUGCUUCGAGACAGAGCUCAGGGUCUGGACUGUCUGGUUUGGCAGGAUGUGACUCAUAGGGUGAUGGUAGUGACACCGCACGGACACAGUGAGGUCAAGAGGUUCUGGAAACAACAGAAGAGUCACACAUAACCAGUGAGGCGGACACAUGACUGUUAUCAAAUCUGAUGACAUCAGCGGUUCUGGCAUACUGUUGUUUGUCAUUGUCAAUGGAGAGUGUGGAAAGGACAUGAUCGUUUUGUAUUUUUCUAACAGUCUACUCCCAUGUAUUAAUAAUUAAAUGUUGAUAUAAAUAUG
Molecule: messenger RNA, 1941 nt
Organism: Nerophis ophidion (straightnose pipefish)
Lineage: Eukaryota; Metazoa; Chordata; Actinopteri; Syngnathiformes; Syngnathidae
Gene: gtf2h4
Product: general transcription factor IIH, polypeptide 4
Exons: 15
Coding region: 298-1776 (492 amino acids)
Biological process (GO): nucleotide-excision repair
Cellular component (GO): transcription factor TFIIH holo complex; transcription factor TFIIH core complex
Molecular function (GO): ATPase activator activity; double-stranded DNA binding
Source: RefSeq, a predicted model, not a curated record